AAGUAAUUUAUGCAAAUAAAAAAUGGGACACUUCACCCCGACAAAAUUUUAGAUACUCCAUGUACGUUUUCUGCAACACCCUCAUGGAUGCAUUGUAGUGUUGUACACUUUCCAUCACCUCUCUAUAAUAUAAACCUUUCUUCAAUUCCUCCGCCGUUUCAACCACCAUCGCCGUCGCGCACGGUGUAGAUGGCGCACACUCUCCAUACCAAUCUUCCAAAAUCAACCACCAUUUUUACCUCCCCUUCAUGCACCUUCGUCUUCAUCAUCACUCUCUGCAUUAUCUCUCUCUACACCCUCCACCACCACCACAACCACCAGGCUCCUGCCACACCAUCCACGACUGCCCAACACCCACCAUUGAUCUCUGCUUUUCUUAACUCUGGGUCCAAUUACACCAUCUCUAACUAUCUUCGCCACCUUACCCUUCAUCCCCAUCUCGCCGGUACCCCACCCUCGUCCGCGGUCGUCGAUUACGUCAAGACCCACUUUGAAUCCUUCCAUCUCCAAACCCACGUCACUGACUAUUCAGUACUGUUAUCGUACCAUCUCCACUCAUCACUCACUGCGCACUUUAGCAACACUACCGCAGCCGUCCCGCUUCCGUUGACCGAACCAGGCUUAGAUUCCGACUCUGAAGUCGUCAAACCCUACCACGCUUACUCACCAUCCGGGUCGGCGUACGGUAAAGCGGUGUACGUUUACCAUGGCAGGGAGGAGGACUAUCGUGCGCUGGCGUCGGCUGGCGUCGACGUAAAGGGUUGUGUAGCUGUUGCGAAGAGAGGCGGUGGGAUGUCGAGGAAUGCGGUUGUGGCGAAGGCGGCGGAGAAAGGCGUUUUGGCGGUGGUUAUGUAUACCGACAAUAACGGUGGUGGGGUGGAGAGGGGGACGGUGUUAGAUGGUGUUGGCGACCCAAUGACACCUGGGUGGGCUGCAACUGGUGGAGAUGUAGAAAGGUUAGGGGUGGAGGAUAGUGAGGUGUUGAAGAGGUUCCCGACCGUGGCCUCAUUGCCGAUAUCGGCGGAGACGGCGGCGUUGAUUUUGGAGUCACUGGAGGGGGCCAGGGUGACCCAUUUGUGGAAGGAUGUUGACCUUGUGGGGAAAUUGGACAGGGUUGGCCCUGGACCAACUUUCUUGAAUUUCACAUACCAGGGGGAGAACAAGAUGGCAACAAUCCAAAAUGUAUUUGCUGUUAUAAGGGGAUCAGAAGAGCCUGAUCGGUUUGUGGUGCUUGGCAACCACAGGGAUGCAUGGACUUAUGGAGCCGUUGACCCGAAUAGCGGCACCGCUGCUCUCAUUGACAUUGCUCGUCGAUAUUCUCUAAUGAUGCGCAUGGGGUGGAGUCCUCAAAGGACAAUCUUUCUAUGCAGUUGGGAUGCAGAAGAAUUUGGGAUGAUUGGAUCUACUGAAUGGGUUGAACAAAAUCUUGCAAAUCUGGGGUCCAAGGCUGUAGCAUAUAUCAAUGUGGAUUGUGCUGUUCAAGGGCCUGGAUUUUUUGCUGGUACGACGCCUCAGCUAGAUGAUAUUCUUGUUGAGGUUACUAAGAAGGUUACAGAUCCCGACUUCUCGGAUUCAACGCUCUUUGAGAAGUGGAGAACCAGCAGUGAAGUCCCUAUGAUCCAGAGACUCAGUGACGUAUUUUCUGACUUCGCUCCGUUUUUGCAUCAUGCUGGGGUUCCUUCUAUUGAUCUGUACUAUGGCAAAGAUUUCCCUGUUUACCACACUGCUUUUGACUCCUAUGACUGGAUGGUUAAGUAUGGAGAUCCAUUCUUCCACCGUCACGUGGCUGUCGCUUCUGUCUGGGGGUUGCUUGGACUACGCUUGGCUGAUGAUCCUAUCAUUCCUUUUAACUAUCUUUCAUAUGCACUUCAGUUGCAGAACCACACAGAUUCAUUGUACAAACUGUUGGAAGGGGAUGAUGUCUCUUUGCAUCCUAUCACAUCCACAAUUCAAGAACUUGAAGAUGCAGCUAAACAAGUGGAAGAUGAAAUCAAGAAAAUGAGGGAGGAAGAAAGCGAAGGUCGUGUUUCAGUUAUGAAGAGGCGCAUAUUGAAUGAUCGUUUGAUGUUGGCUGAAAGAGGCUUCUUGGAUUCAGAUGGGAUAAAAGGAAGGCAGUGGUUCAAGCAUCUUGUAUAUGGACCGGCUAGCGAGAGUAAACUGGGAUUCUUCCCAGGAGUGGCAGAUGCUAUUUACGAGUCAAAAGAGGGAAAGAAGCAGCAGGCAAUGAUCCAGCAUGAAAUCUGGAGGGUUGCUAGGGCUAUCCAAAGGGCUGCAGCUGCUUUGAAGGGUCAACUCAACUAACCCCAGUAUAUAUGAAAUGAUACAGAAUCCGUUUUGUGUUUUUAUUUGCUCCAGUAAUCAAGAAUGUUGCCCAUUGACAUAGUUAGCCAUGGUCUUUGAUCUGUUGUUCAUCUUCACCAUCUAAAGUUUUGACAGGCCAAAACAUUUUGUAUCCAAGCUAUCAGAAAAUCAUAUCCACC
This is a messenger RNA of Cynara cardunculus var. scolymus (artichoke), 2480 nucleotides long. RefSeq names its product probable glutamate carboxypeptidase AMP1. The coding region runs from base 190 to 2301 and encodes 703 amino acids. NCBI's taxonomy places the organism in Eukaryota, Viridiplantae, Streptophyta, Magnoliopsida, Asterales, Asteraceae. The record is from RefSeq and is a predicted model, not a curated record. The transcript has 10 exons. Gene Ontology annotation, molecular function: carboxypeptidase activity.